CAUCAAGAGCCACCAUGCCAGCAGCAGCACAUAACAACCAGCACCAGCACCGUGGCGACCAUGUGGCCAUGGCAGCAGCACCGUGGAAGGGUUCGGCUACUCCUGCGGCGGCGGAAGAUGAAGACGGUAAAGCUGGGAGGAGAGGGGAAGAAGACGUCGGCGAAGAGAAGAAUGUUCCGCGGGCUUGUGAGGAUCUUGAGGAGGAUGAAGGUGAGGUGGCUGAAACUGCAGUACCUUCGCAUGUUGAAGAGACUGAAGGAACAUUACCGAAGCAUCUUGAAGGAUCUGGUUGAAGCUGGUGCCUCCGUUGAAACCUUUCAGCAGAGGCUUUUCAUGGAAACUAGUUUCGCUAUUCCUAUUGGUGUCUCUUUAUCUACCUAUCCUUCUCAUUUUGGAUCCGAUUGCCCAAGAACCAUCUUCAUGUAAUGUAAAUUUAUUAUUAUUUAUUAUUAUUAUUGCCUUAACUCAUAUAGAAGAAGGAAAUUAAAUUAAACAAGUAAUUAUUCCUUCUUAUGCUUCAAUAGUUGAAUUUGUACUUUCUUUAUAUGUA
Messenger RNA from Arachis duranensis, 550 nucleotides. RefSeq lists its product as uncharacterized. The record is from RefSeq and is a predicted model, not a curated record. Lineage: Eukaryota; Viridiplantae; Streptophyta; Magnoliopsida; Fabales; Fabaceae.